This is a messenger RNA of Leptopilina heterotoma, 3470 nucleotides long. It is a transcript of the gene Hey, whose product is annotated as hairy/enhancer-of-split related with YRPW motif protein-like. Gene Ontology annotation, molecular function: RNA polymerase II cis-regulatory region sequence-specific DNA binding; protein dimerization activity; DNA-binding transcription factor activity, RNA polymerase II-specific. Lineage: Eukaryota; Metazoa; Arthropoda; Insecta; Hymenoptera; Figitidae. The coding region runs from base 967 to 2172 and encodes 401 amino acids. Gene Ontology annotation, cellular component: nucleus. Gene Ontology annotation, biological process: regulation of neurogenesis; anterior/posterior pattern specification; regulation of transcription by RNA polymerase II. The transcript is spliced from 3 exons. The record is from RefSeq and is a predicted model, not a curated record.
GAAAGAAGUAGCAAUAAGAAUGUUAACAUACAUCCAUUUUGAAAUAGAGAUUAUUGUGAAUUAUUAGUUCGGGAUUUUUCGGAAUUUUUUAAUUAAAGUGUUGAUCACAAACGCCUGCAGCUUUUGCCGAUGAAAAGAAUGCGUUUCUGAUGUCAGUGCAAACUUGAGGAAUUUGACCCAGAAAUCGACGGAAACUCGUUUCCUCCUCUUGAAUGUUCCUCCAGCUUUGCUCAUCUUAUGCCCAUCACCUCGUUAUCAUUUCCUUAGGCCAUGUGACCUUUCUUGUCGGCCGCGUGCAGGAGAUUCAUCCCCGACCCAUGCGCCACACGCUUUCCCACGAAAUCGCCUGGCUCCCUUCCCUCCGCAACUGCGCUCCCUUCGGAACCCCUGAACCUUCCAUGGGCUGUCGAAGGGACGGCCGAUUCGCCCUUCGUCUCCCACUCCGGAACAUUUUACCGAUCCCCACCACUCGCAUCAGGUCGUGUGUCGCGAUCGUCCGCCCGCACACGACAUACGUUGGCCGCCACGCGACCAGUGCACACGCAUCCUGUGGCACCGAGAAUCCCUUUCUCUUCCUUCCUUAUCAAGAUACGUCUCUUUAUCUCGCGCUCCACUGAUACCAGACAUUAUUUCGCGAGGAGGAGGAGGAGGAGUUGUCGCGUGUGGACGCUGCUCACUUCCCGCCAUUCCGCAAAAUUACACCUGAUUCGCGUUACGCGUGCACAAUCGUCCGAGCAACUAACACUUGUUAAAUUUCCACAACCAGUGUCGGAAAGUGAUGUUUCCCUCUUCUCCUUUCGAGUGAUUUUGUGAAAUAACAAGUGAAACUGUUUUGUGCUAGGAAACCAACGGCGAGGAUGAAAUUCCACAGGUGAGAGUCUAUCGUCCUCUCGUCUUUCCCAAGUCGAAAAAGAAUUGCCUUUUCACCUUCAAAAACCCAUAGAAAAGUUGAAAUCUUCUGGGAAAAUGUGGCGAGUUGUAGUUGCUCGUUCAGACGACAAUAGCACUCUACUCUCUUCGGAAAUCAGUACCGGAACCAUGGGUCCAUCAGGUCAUCUUCCAAGUCUCUCUGGUCCGCCAGCGUCCCACCACUGGGGGUAUCCACCGCCUCCGCACCAUCCCUCGUAUCAGGCGCCACCUCAGCAUCCCGACAUGAGGCAUCACCACGACAUGAGGAAUGCAGACCCGAGGAUACCAAAUCCCAGUGAACUGAGGCCAGAAUUGCGACAUCCCGAUCUCCAGAGAGUGGAACUGAGGCACCAGGAAAUGCAGAGGCAUCCCGAGAUGAUACGACCUGAAUUGAGGCAUUCUGAGAUGCAGAGGCCACACGAUAUCCGACAUCAGGACAUGUCGGUUAUGAGACCCGACCUUACGGAAUUGAGGCCUAGUCACGAACUUCCCGAAUUGAAAAUUGAUGGGACGGAACUGAGAACUCAGGACAGUCAGCAGCAAGCGCAGCAGCAUGCUCAGGCCCAAGGACAUCAGAGAAAUCUCAAGAGGACUCUAAGUGAUUCGGAUUGUGAUGACGUGUUUUCGGAGGAGAGUGGCAAGGAACCUUGCAAUUCGCCUGGAGGGGAUUCUUGUCAACAUGCAUCGAGAAAAAGAAGAAGAGGAAUGAUUGAAAAGAAACGUCGAGAUAGAAUAAAUGCAUCCCUGGGUGAACUGAGAAGAUUGGUGCCUGCGGCAGCCAGAGAUCCACACAGCGGAAAAUUAGAAAAGGCGGAAAUACUUCAACUCACCGUCGAACAUCUGCGAACCCUCAGAAAUAAAGGACCAGAAGGUUAUGACAGUACGAAAUUAGCGAUGGAUUAUCAUGCCGUUGGAUGGGGUGAAUGUGCAGCGGAAGUUGGUCGAUAUUUAGUGACAAUGGAAGGUCUUGAUGAGAGGGAUCCUUUGAGACUGAGGUUACUUUCCCAUUUGCAGAGUUUCCACCGGGAACAUCCUCAUUCAACAGGAACUGCAAAUCCCUCGAGUGCAACAUUGAGUUCGAGCUCAACAACUGCGAAUUAUGAUUCACCGAGUUCAGUAUCGACUGGAAUGCCUCCAGGCUCAGGAAGCAUGCCUCCCCUCUUGGGAGGCACCACUCUCGGAUGGGGCCAAUAUCCAGGACAAUAUCCUCAACAGCAACAUGGAAAGCCUUAUAGACCCUGGGGCGCUGAAUUAGCUUAUUAAUGAUUACCUCCUGCCAUAACUUGUCAAAGUUGUUGGUCUAGUUUUAGAAAACAAAUUUCUAGUGAACCAAAGUUUCCAGUUUUCUGGAUUUUUCAAUAUUCCAUAACAAUUUUAUAUUUCUAAACCUGUCCUAGUUGCCGUAAGGUCGUAAUUCCUUCGAAUUCCAUCAGAUUUUAGACGAUUCUCAUUCACUUUUAUUUUGACACAAAGUAGAAACAAAAGAAAAGUGAAAAUAAAAAUCUAUUCAAGUGAAAACGUAAAGAGAAAUAAAAAUUCGUCAAAGUGAAAAUGAAAAUGAAAAUGAAAAUGAGAGUCAAAGUAAAAACGAAAAUACAUGAUCGCCCCCCUGUAAACUUUUAAAUUAUAGUCAAGUAUUAUAUUUAUAUUUCUCGAGAUGCACUCAGGAAUUUCAAAGAGAGUCAAAUAAAUUUUUUCAAUAUUCUAACAACGAAAGAAAAAAAUAUUUUCAGUCGUGAUAAUUAACGUGACAUAGUCAAUAGAUAUAGUCAUAUGAGUACAUUACUCGUAAUAUAUUUAUUAUAUAUUAAUAGAAAGUUAAAUAAGAUUAAAUAUUUAUUUAAGAUAUUCUAUAUUUAUGGACUGAGGAUUUUUGUACAGUGUAAAUACAAUGUAUGUAUACGUAUAUAUAUAUAUACACGAAAAUUAUAUCAAGCUAAAGAAAUAUCGAACAUUUUUUCGAUGAUAUUUUUAAGAAGGGAGAUGAAAUAUUUUGAUAUAAUUAUUAUUGUCAUUUACAUGAGUGUGUUUCGCGUUAGCCAAUUGCACAGGAAAACACGAUUUGGACCCGAGCAACGAAAAACAUUCUUAAAGGUAAAUUUUUAUGUUGAAUUCGUUUGUUUAUAAAAAUUCAACAUGAUGAGCAAAAAAAGUUAAAAGGCAAUCAGAUUUACGUACUUGAAAUUUGUUACAGAAGAGUUUUAGGGGUCGAUGGUUAUACGAAUUCACCGGAUUCGAAUUCUAGUGUAAGAAGGAACGUUAAAAUGCGUUCUUACCAUUUCGGGUCCAAAAGUUGAUGUAAAUUUGUUUUCCUGUGUUAAUUAUUUUACAAAACCUAAUAAUUGAAUUAGGUAUUGUGAAACUAUGGUUCCAAGUUCAUUUCUUGUUGUUUUGUUUUGUAAAUUUGACCAUUAGUGCCAUUUUCAUAUGAAAACAAAGUUUCCAAAUGUAAAAUAGUGAAUUUUUAUAUUGUGUGUGACCAAACAAAUGAAAUGCAUAUCGUAAAUUUUUUACGAAAACUACUCAACAUAUUUUUGCAAUAAUGACUUUUUAAAUAAAAU